This is a messenger RNA of Trichoplax adhaerens, 1770 nucleotides long. RefSeq lists its product as uncharacterized. The record is from RefSeq and is a predicted model, not a curated record. Gene Ontology annotation, cellular component: Golgi apparatus. NCBI's taxonomy places the organism in Eukaryota, Metazoa, Placozoa, Uniplacotomia, Trichoplacea, Trichoplacidae. The transcript has 14 exons. Gene Ontology annotation, molecular function: phosphatidylinositol-4-phosphate binding. The coding region runs from base 1 to 1770 and encodes 589 amino acids. Gene Ontology annotation, biological process: ER to Golgi ceramide transport.
AUGCAAGGCACACUAAGCAAAUGGACCAAUUACAUUCAUGGCUGGCAAGACCGAUGGUUUAUUUUACGUGAUGGAACUUUAGCCUAUUUUAAAUCAGAAAGUGAAUUAUCAAUCGGUUGUCGAGGAUCGAUCAGUAUUCGAUCUGCUGCUGUCGAGUGUCAUGAAUUCGAUGACUGCCGAUUUGAUGUUAGCAUUAGCGAUCAAGUUUAUUACUUACGUGCCAAAAGCAAGGAAGAAAGGCAGAGAUGGAUAGAUGCCCUUGAAACUUCGAGAGAAGCUAGUCCUGAUGUCGGUGAGACAAAUUUAAGACGUCAAGGCUCAAUGAUGUCCAUUAGCUCUUACACAAGUCUAUCAACAGCUUCCACCUCAUCUACAAAGCGGGACAAAAAUUUGAAAGAAAAACUUUUGGAAAUGGAGACAUAUAGGGAAAUUCUAUGCCGGCAAGUGGAUACUUUACAACGUUUCUUUGAUAAAUGCUCUGAUGCCGUUGUUGAGGCAGAGCAUAAAAUUGAAGAGUUUAAAAGGAAUGAACCGGACAUGGCAGAUUCUUUACGACCUCCUAGUGAAGACAUUAGAAUGGCUAAUAGUAUUGAUGAAAAAGAGAGAAUCGAUGCCAUUACAGCACUUGAAUUAUUGAAAUCGGGUAUCGACUUUAAAGGGGAAUCAAUCACAUUUAAAGCAACAACUGCUGGAAUUUUAGCAACUUUAUCGCACUGCAUCGAUUUAAUGCUAACUAGAGAAGAUAAAUGGCGUAAACGCUUGGAACGGGAAAUGGAAAAAAGACGUAGGCUACAACAGGAGUACAAGCAGGUGCUUGAAGAUGCGCGAAAGAGAGCUCUUGCUGCGGGUCCUGAUUACCAGGAAGGUCCUAACUGUAUGAUGACCGAUGAGGAAUUUUUCGAUGCUGUCGAAACUGCCCUAGAUAAGGAAGGCACUGAGUUAAAUGAGCAAAAUGAUAUCGAUUUUUACAAUCCAGACGACUCCAAAGCCACUCUCAUGAGAGAGGUUAUCAAAUUAAUAGAUGUUUACAUGAAAUGCUUAUUGGCUUUACUAAUAGAUGGUAGAAUUAUUAUGUCUAUGGAUUCUAAAGUAUCCGAAUAUGUAAGCUGUGUCCGUGAAGAAAUUAAUGAAGAAUGGAAUUUGGUUCAUGAAGAUAAUGAAAUGAAGGUUUAUAGACGUGAAUUGGAGAUAGACGGCGUAGCUUUGGAUCCUUUACGCGCUCAACAUAUUGUCGAUGGUGUCACUGGUCAUGAAGUUUGUAAUAUAUUUUUCGACAAGGAUGUUAGGAUGGAAUGGGAAACAACCUUGGAGUCGACAAAGGUAAUUGAAGAGAUAUCUCAAGAUACGCUUGUUUUUCAUCAACUUAUUAAACGCGUAUGGCCUACCGCACAACGUGAUAUGUGCUUCGCAAGUCAUAUGCGACCAGUUGUAAGAUUAGAAAAUGACAGCAACCCAACCGGCGUAGAUCCUUGGAUUGUCGUCAACUAUUCUAUUGAUCACCCACUUGCUACGGUAAUUAAAUACGUCCGCGUUCAAUUUACAGUUUGCAUGUACUGCGAGACAAUUAUUCGAAAGACAGAUUGUCCAUUGGAGGAAUUAACUCGUAAUGAUAUCGCCAGUAGGAUUGUAUAUAUUGCUCAUGUGAACCCGGGUGGUUGGGCACCACCGGCUGUCGUUAGGGUUGUUACUAAAAGAGAGUAUCCGAAAUUUCUAAGAAAAUUUAGUUCAUAUGUAGAUAAGAAAUUGCAAAAUACUAAAAUAGUGUGGUAA